AGUAUGCCUUAAAGGACGUAGCUUGAUUUGCCUGUCACACAAACGUGGGUAAAUCCACACCCAACACCUCUGCACUGUAGAAUAUCCACAAAUUGGUAAACCUAGGAAGUAAGCCUCAGGAGCCACUAUGGCCUCCAUACGGUCAGGAAAGCUUUUCAAAAGGUUCAGUUUUGUCAAGUUUUUUUCUCUGCUGUUGCUCGGAGCGGGGUACUUGACAUAUGUCCUCAUUGGAGGGAUCGUUUUCUGGAAGCUGGAAGGAGACCAGGUAACGAGUGACAUUGCUCAGCUAGAGGUGAAGAAAAGAAAGCUUCUCCAGGUUUAUCCAUGUCUUGGACAAAGUGGUCUUGAGGAACUGGGAGAGUUUAUGCUGGAGAUAUCUAAGAAUGGGAUGAGUCUGAAAAAUAACCACACAGCCGGAGGUUUCUGGAAGUUCACCAGCUCAGCAGUGUUUGCUGCCACAGUGGUGACAACUAUUGGCUAUGGGAACAUCAGCCCUAGUACGAUGCCUGGUCAGAUGUUUUGUGUGAUCUUUGCCAUUUUUGGAAUCCCACUUAACAUGGUGGUCCUGAACCAAGUGGGCAAGUACAUGCUGGCCAUCGAAAGAAAUUUCUGCACUUCGAUUGCGAAAAAGACCAGCCACCAGAAAUGUGUUCUGGUGUCACUCCACUUUGCAUCAUUCAUUGGCUCGGCAGCCCUCUAUUUGGUGGUCCCUAUGUUAUUUUUUCAUGCGUAUGAAGGCUGGACCUAUGCACAGGGCAUCUACUAUUGCUUUAUCACACUCAGCACAGUAGGUUUUGGAGAUUUUGUUGCAGAUUAUAACCCUAACAAGGAUUACCCUGACUGGUACGGAUGCAUCUUGGGAGUUUGGAUAUUUUUUGGCAUGGCUUGGCUGGCUUUACUGAUCAAUCACACUAUUGACCUUCUGGGGCACUUAGAUGCUUACCUUAAAUCUGGGAAAAACAGUGGCAAGACAAACAAGUCACAAGACCAGGAGCUACCAGAGACACAGCAGAAAGAUCCUGAAGAAGAGAAAACAGAUGAUGUCUGUGAAUGAUCUGUUCAUGCAGGACACUUUGGUCAAUGCCAACAUGCGCACACACACACACACACACACACACACACACACACACAUACAGAUCAGACGUACUGUAUAAUAGGAUGUAAAAAUCUCACUUACAGUCUCUACAGUUUGCACACUUGGUAGAUAAGACAAUAUAUUAUAUUAUACUGUAUAUGUGCUCUUUGUCCACAAAGAUGUCUCGUCUAGUUUUAAAAUUUUAUAAACAAUGAAGGAUCAUUCCAGAUUUUGUAUAGUUUAGUCUAAGCCACGUUUCUGGCUCCCUCUUAUUAUUUUCCACUACCACUACUAACUGUGUUCUUACCACUAACCAAUGAAUCAGAUGUCACUCUCUGGCAUUGACCAACACAUUUACAUAAACAGCUAAGUAACUUGCGGUCAGAUAUGACUUUAUAGUUAUUGCUGCCGUCCACUUACAACUGGAAUGUCUACAACUAUUUUUGGAUUACAGUAUCUUUUUUAAAGGCUGUGUGUGAAUGCUCCCUAAAAUUCUGUAGAUAUUCAGCACCAGUAGCAGGACUGACUGGUGACCUGUAUCGCCAAAUAGCAACAACGUCCACAAGAGGGCAUAGCGAUUUCAGCUAUUCUUACAUCCUCUUUAACUCCUAAGGAUGAAUGUAUUUUAAGGUUUAAGGCUCAUUUUUCUUUGUAUCAGUCCGUGUUCUAUAUAAAAUGUUAAUUUUACUCAUACAUUAUUAUUGUAUUAUUUACUCAUACUUUAUUAUAUUAUUAUUAUACUAUACAUUUUAUUAAAU
This is a messenger RNA of Pangasianodon hypophthalmus (striped catfish), 1833 nucleotides long. It is a transcript of the gene kcnk17, whose product is annotated as potassium channel, subfamily K, member 17. The transcript has 5 exons. Gene Ontology annotation, biological process: potassium ion transmembrane transport; stabilization of membrane potential. Gene Ontology annotation, cellular component: membrane. The record is from RefSeq and is a predicted model, not a curated record. Lineage: Eukaryota; Metazoa; Chordata; Actinopteri; Siluriformes; Pangasiidae. Bases 128 to 1054 code for a protein of 308 amino acids. Gene Ontology annotation, molecular function: potassium ion leak channel activity.